UUCAAGAGCAAAUUCUACAAGCUUCCAGAUGCCACCAAUGCAUCUUCCUCCUCACUAUAAAGGCUGAGAUUCACUGCACCACACGACUUGAAAACAAUUCCCAAGCAAUCUCAGUCAUCUUUAGCCUUCUGAAACAAUGGCUUCCUCUUUGGCUCUGAAAAGGCUCCUCUCUUCUUCCAGGUCGCUCCGCCCCGCCGCAUCCUCUCGCCGCUUCUUCAACACCAACGCCGUACGCGAGUACGACCACGACGCCGAUAUCAACCGCCGCGUCUUCUCCCCCUUCGGCUUGGCAGAUGUGCUGAGUCCGUUCCCAAGGAGGAGCAGUCUGAGCCAGAUUCUGAACGUGAUGGACCAGAUGAUGGAGUCGCCGGUGAGUGGAGGCGGUAGGAGGAGCUGGGACGCGAGGGAGACGGAGGAGGGACUGCAGCUGCGUGUGGACAUGCCAGGAUUAGGGAAGGAGGACGUGAAGGUGUCGGUGGAGCAGAACAGGCUGAUAAUUAGAGGCGAGGGGAAGCAAGAGAGCGAGGAGGAUGAGAGUGGGAGGAGGUAUACAAGCAGGAUCGAUCUGCCGGAGAAGCUGUACAAGACGGAUGAGAUCAAGGCGGAGAUGAAGAACGGUGUGCUCAAGGUGUUCGUGCCUAGGAUCAAGGAGGACCACAGGAAUGAUGUUUUCCAUGUUAAUAUCGAAUAAUAGUCUAGUCUAGUGUUUGCACAACAAGCUAAGUUCAUCCUUUUCUGAUGUCCAAGGCGUGGCUUUCUUCUUGUGAUUUCCUCUCUACAAUAAGACGAAUAGUGGGGGUUUCUUCUCAGGGUGUUUUUUUUUUACUUCAUUAAAAAAGAUAAUCAAGGUUCAGAUAGAUGCUUUUGUGUACCAGUCACAUAUUAAUCAAUAUGUUAAUAAUUAUUCACAUGUUUAGUUCUAUUAA
This is a messenger RNA of Salvia splendens (bonfire salvia), 926 nucleotides long. RefSeq names its product heat shock 22 kDa protein, mitochondrial. The record is from RefSeq and is a predicted model, not a curated record. The transcript has a single exon. NCBI's taxonomy places the organism in Eukaryota, Viridiplantae, Streptophyta, Magnoliopsida, Lamiales, Lamiaceae. The coding region runs from base 137 to 691 and encodes 184 amino acids.